Penicillium hordei is the source of this 3996-nucleotide messenger RNA. Its product is annotated as ABC multidrug transporter. The coding region runs from base 1 to 3996 and encodes 1331 amino acids. The record is from RefSeq and is a predicted model, not a curated record. Lineage: Eukaryota; Fungi; Ascomycota; Eurotiomycetes; Eurotiales; Aspergillaceae. The transcript is spliced from 17 exons. Gene Ontology annotation, cellular component: membrane. Gene Ontology annotation, biological process: transmembrane transport. Gene Ontology annotation, molecular function: ABC-type transporter activity; ATP binding; ATP hydrolysis activity.
AUGAUCUCGGCCUCUCUCCAACUUGCUCUGUUGGUUCUAUAUUGUUUCGCGCCCGAGGACCGCACAAAAGCGUCAAUUGCUGCUACCACAUUGAACUUGAUAGGAGCGCUUAUCCUGGGACCUAUCACCUAUGCAGAGCAUAGAAAGACCACACGCCCGUCAUUUCUGAUCAAUGGAUACUUCCUAGUAGCCAUUUUACUCGAUGGAACUCAAGUACGAUCUUUAUGGCUAGCCAAUGUGAAGGGAAGUAUCGUGGGGGUCUUUACGGCAACUUUCGUGAUGAGAGGAAUACAUAUGAUUGCGGAAUCCUUCCCCAAAACAAGAUGGCUCACUCAGGGGGAUGGUCAUAAGAGCAGCCCCGAGGAUUUUGCUGGGAUAAUAUCCAAAACUUUCUUCCUCUGGAUCAACCAACUUAUCCGCAUUGGCUAUGUGCGUGAUCUGAGUUUUCCAGAUCUCUUCCCUAUGCCAGCAGGUUUCUCAUCAGUAACCCUAGAACAGGACCUAUGGACUGUUUGGGAAAAGGCAUCCAAGACUGGAAAAUAUGUCCUUUUAUUGUCCACAUUCAGCGCUUUAAAGAUCCGUCUUCUAAGUCCACUCCUGCCCAGACUAUGUCUUAUCGCCUUGACACUCGUUCAGCCUUUACUGCUAAUUCAGAUGGUCAAGUACAUCAAUGCGCCUGACACACAAUCCGAGCGGAAUAUCGGCUAUGGUCUGCUUGGCGCUUACGCAGUCGUCUAUGUAGGAAUUGCUAUGUCUACAGCAUGGUAUUGGCAUCAAACGUAUCGAUUCAUUACUUGUGUGCGAGGAGCAUUGGUGGCGGUCAUUUACCGCAAAACCCUCGAUCUCAACGUCUCAGCAGUCAGCAAGUCUUCCGCGUUAACCAUCAUGAACGCCGAUAUCGAGAGAAUAGUAGGUGGUCUACGGAUGAUGAACGAAAUCUGGGCAAAUAUUGUCCAAGUUGCCUUUGCAGCCUGGCUGCUGGAACAACAAGUUGGCGUCGCUGUUGUUCCUUCUCUUGUCAUUGCAUCCGGAUGUGCUGCCCUUACCAUGAAAAUUGGAGCAUCUGCUGGUCAUCAGCAAGAAGUUUGGAUGGAGAUGAUCGAAAAGCGGGUUGGGAUAACUUCAAGUACCCUGUCUGCAAUGAAAGGCUUGAAGAUGUCUGGCCUGGCUGACAUAUUGAUAAAUCUGUUACAACGGUUGAGGGAGAAGGAGCUUAAAUCAGCUGCAAGGUAUAGGUGGUGGCAAAUCGGUGCAUUGAUGAUGGGAUUUACUCCCGUUAUUAUCUCACCCGUUCUCACAUUCGCAGUUUUCAUUGCGGUUGAUCACACACGCCACAUCACAUUGGAUGCCGGUCGGAUGUUCUCAGCCCUGUCGCUGCUUACAUUAAUCUCACAGCCAUUAAGCAUACUAUUCCAGUCCACACCAGAAUUGGCCUCGAUGAUCGCUUGCUUCCAACGAAUCCAGAAGUUUCUACUCACAGAGCCGAGACUGGAUUCGAGAAGAAUUGUAUGCUCCGCAGCGACCAUUCCAGCACUUGAGGAAAGCUCUGCCGCCGAAAAGAAUGAGCCUGCAGUAUCCAGCACUGCCAUUUCUAUAAAUAGCGCGACUUUCACUUGGCCCGACAGUGCACGCCCUGUGCUUGAAAAUAUCAGUCUUUCCAUUCCACGGCAAAAGCUGACCAUAAUAUUUGGGCCUGUUGGUUGUGGCAAAACCACUUUGCUCAACGCACUUCUCGGUGAGAUCUCGGCCUCAAAAGGUGAGGUUGUUGCCACGAGUGCUGACUUUGCAUAUUGUGAUCAAACGGCCUGGAUCAUGGAUGGAACCCUGAAGGACAACAUUGUAGCAUUUUCGGAUUUUGAUGAAAAGUGGUACCAGACUGUCCUCCAUACCUGUGCUCUUGACGAGGAUAUACUCCAUUUCCGUGAUGGAAAUGACACAAAGUUGGGCGAUCAAGGAGUGAAUCUGAGUGGUGGUCAGAAACAACGCGUGUCCCUCGCGCGAGCUAUCUUUGCAAGACGCGAAAUCAACAUUGUGGAUGACGUCCUGAGUGGUCUCGACGCUACUACGGAAGCCAAGAUUAUCCAGCGCUUGGUAGGACCAGAUGGCCUCUUACGAAAGAAUUCCAGUACUAUGAUACUGGCAACUCAUGCUGAACAGGGAUCAUACUCUGAUAUUUGUCAACACGACAGCUAUCUACCCCGGUCUAGUCCGUCCGAGACUCAUACCUCUACUACAGAAAUUGAAAAACAGGAAGCGUCGCCAAGUAUAGAUGAUAAUCCAGAGACUGAUAAAAAGCCACAGGUUGCUGUUUCCGAGACAAGGUCAAGUUUGGCGGCUACAGAGCCAAAGAAGACCACAAAUGUGAUGGUAUAUUAUAUGCUGUCCAUUGGGAAGUUCUCGUCUGUGGCUUAUGUGGUCAUUGCUGUUGCUUAUGCUUUCCUCUACUGCUUUCCAUAUAUUUGGGCUAAGUGGUGGACUGAUACCAAUGAGAGACACCCUGGGUAUCACGAAGCCAUUUACAUGGGGAUAUAUGCCCUCUUUCAGACUACUUGUCUUCUCCUUCUUGCCGUUCUGGGAUGGCAUGCUGUUAUCAACGUUGUUUCGUCUGCUGGUCUAUCCCUUCAUUGGACUGUUCUACAAACAACAUUCCGGGCACCAAUCUCUUACUUCCAGGAGACAAAUAUCGGGUCUCUUAUCAACAGGUUCAGUCAGGACAUGCAGCUUAUUGACUCGGAAUUACCCCUGGCUCUUUUGAAUAUAUUCUGUAGUGGCCUCAUCAUGGUUGGGCGGAUACUCAUUAUCAUGACUUCAUCGUACUGGGUGGCAAUCUCAUAUCCUGUUAUGUUCUUGGUCAUGUUCGUGCUCCAGAAGUUCAUGGAGUCUAUCGAAGGACUAGCUACAGUCCGCGCAUUCGGAUGGCAAGCAAAAUUCAUCGAGCAGAACCACCAAAACUUGACGAAGUCGCAGAUACCUUUCUACCUUUUGUUCUGCGUCCAAAGAUGGCUGGCAUUGGUAAUGGAAUGUUUGACUGCAGGAUUUGUUCUUCUUUUAAUCGGUCUUAUUAUUGGCUUGAAAGAUAAGAUCAGUGCAGGCUUCGCAGGCGUUGCUCUCUCCAGCGUGAUGAGCUUAAGUGGCAUGCUGACCGAUAUCAUCAUGGUAUGGACCGAGUUUGAGACUUCACUGACGUCGGUUGAGAGAGUCAGAGACUUCGAAGCUGAGACCCCGGUCGAGGCACUCCCUAUGGAGAAUAUAACCCCUCCUGGGAGCUGGCCGGAUCGGGGCCAUGUCGAAUUCAGGAAUCUUGCUGCCACGUACAAAAACGGUACCGCCACGGUCCUUCGCAACAUUACCUUAGAUAUCAAACCAGGGGAGAAAAUCGGAGUAUGCGGUCGGACCGGAAGUGGUAAAUCUUCCUUGAUGAUGGCAUUAUUUAAAAUGAUCGAUGUGGCUGAAGGGAGUAUUGUGAUUGACGACCUCGACACAUCGACUAUUCCAACCAAUACUGUUCGCACGGCAAUGAAUGCAAUCCCGCAAGAACCGUGCUUCUUACCAGGAUCCAUCCGAGAGAACAUGGACCCGCAUGGGUUAUCAGACGAUGAGAGUAUCCUUCGCGCGCUUUCCUCUGUUCAACUGUCAGACAUAAUUCAAAAGAAAGGAGGUCUCGACGCCGGAAUAGAGCAGGUCAAUUUGUCUCAUGGACAAAAGCAGUUGUUUUGUUUGGGGAGAGCGACGCUCAAGAAGUGCAAGAUAGUAGUACUUGACGAAGCCACAAGCAACAUUGAUAUCACUACGGACUGUCUAAUCCAGAAGGUCAUUCGAGAAAACUUCAAAGAAUGCACGGUGAUCACUAUUGCCCAUCGAUUGGAAACCAUCUUAGAUAGUGAUCGGAUUCUUCUGCUACACUAUGGAGAGGUUGUCGAAUUCGACACCCCUUCCAGCCUUCUUGGUCGGGCCUCGAAAUUUAAGACUUUCUAUGAGGCGGCUGGCAGUCAAUAA